ACAAGCGGUCCAAUCAUAGCAAACAUUGCUUAGGUGAAGGGCGGGACUUAGUGGAAAACGGGUGGGCUCGUACAGCAGCAGCAGUGUGUGUCUGCAGGUGUCAAUAACAACACAUUAAAACACACUCGUUUGUACAAAACUUUUAAGAUUUUAUUUUUCAUAGUUCCAGCCAGAGAAAGGACUAUAAUGCUAAGACGAAUAUUACAGAUGACUCCAGGGAAAGGAGGCUCCCAGAGCUCGGAGUCUGAGCAGCCGUCUGCUGAUAUGAAUAAUGAGUCCUCCGAGGGCUUCAUUUGUCCCCAGUGUAUGAAGUCACAUAACUCUGCUGAGGAGCUCUUCAAACAUUAUGAGGUGUUCCAUGAGCCAGGAGACCAGCCGUCCCCCUUCAGCCCUGGCAGGGAGGAUCUAACCCUUCUUCGACAGGAGGUCCAAGAUUUACAGGCUUCUCUGAAGGAGGAACGCUGGUUUUCUGAGGAAUUGAAAAAAGAAUUAGACAAAGUGCAAGGACAUCUAGCAACUAACAAAGGCUCACAGAGUGAUGGUACUAGUGAAGAGUCAGAGCUUGAGAUAAGGCUCAACAAAUCUGAGACCGAGAAGUUCAACAUCAAACAGAUGAAAGACUUGUUUGAACAGAAAGCUGCCCUGCUCGCAACUGAGAUAGUUGACAUCAAAUCUCGUUAUGAUGAGGAGAAAAGCAUGCGAGAAGCAUUGGAGCAGAGGCUGGCCAGUCUAAACCAAGAUCUGCAAAAAGAGAAACAGGACAAGGAGAAAUUGGCGGCAGAACUGCUCCAGAGGCCUGGAGUGGAAGACGUGGAGGUGUUGAAGAAAGAGCUGGUGCAGGUGCAGACGCUCAUGGAUAACAUGACCCGUGAGAGGGAGGAGGAGUCCGAGCGCCUCAAGAGCCAAUACGAACAGCUGCAGGCCAGCUUCACUACCUCACAGACAACAAUUGGUCAGUUGAAGGCAGAACUGGAGAAGGGUCCUCAGGAGGCAGCGGUCUACACCCAGCAGAUCCACCAAUUACAGAGCAGCAUGAACAACUUCCAGCAGCAGACCCAGCUUUUGACAGAAAAGUUAUCUCGUAAGGAGAAGGAGAGUCAGGAACUUGAAGAGCGUCUGGGUCAGGAACAGGCUUCUAAGAAGAGUCUUCAGGCUAGUCUGCACCAGAAAGACCUGGAGCUCCAGGAGAGCCAAGCCAGGGUGUCAUCAGGAGAGGCAGCCCUGAGUCGGGCCCAGGCUGAACUAACUGAACGUGUGGAGGAGGCGGCACGACUCAGGCGGGAACUCGGCGAGCUGGAGAAGGACCACCAGGAUUUGAAGGCAGAGAGGAAACAACUUCAACAGCAGAGAGAGGAUAAAGAAAACCAGGGCCUGCAGCAGCAAAGUGAGAUCAGCCAGUUGCAUGCAAAGCUGCUGGAAACUGAGCGCCAGUUGGGGGAGCUGCAAGGCCGGCUGAAAGAGCAGAGACAGCUAUCUGGCGAGAAACUCAAAGAUCGGGAGCAGCAGGUGGCAGACUUGCAGCUUAAACUGUCCCGCUUGGAGGAACAGUUAAAGGAGAGCUCUACAAAGUCUACUGACCUGCAGCUUCAGCUGGACAAAUCCAAACAGCAGCACCAAGAGAUACAAACACUUCAACAGAGCACUAAUGGCAAACUUAGAGAAGCGCAGAACGACCUGGAGCAGGUGUUGCGUCAGAUCGGGGACAAGGACCAGAAGAUCCAGAAUCUUGAAGCUCUGCUGCAGAAGAGCAAGGACAGCGUGAGCCAGCUGGAAGCAGAGAGAGAGGAUCUGUGUGCUAAGAUCCAGGCCGGUCAAGGAGAGGCAGCUGUGCUGAACCAACUAAAAGAGAAAAAUCACUCACUACAGGGACAGAUUGCGCAGCUUACCGACAAGCUCAAAAACCAGUCAGAGAGCCACAAACAGGCUCAGGACAACCUUCAUGAGCAGGUGCAGGAGCAGAAGACCCAUCUGCGUUCAGCACAAGACCGCUGCCAGAGCCUAGAGACCACCAUCUCUGAGCUUACCACACAGCUCACAGAGAGCAAAGAGAAGAUUGCCCAGCUAGACACACAGCUAAAAGCCAAGACUGAGAUGCUGUUGUCUGCCGAAGCAGCUAAAAAUGCUCAGAGAGCUGACUUGGAGAACCACCUAGAGACUGCCCAGAAUGCAUUGCAAGAUAAGCAACACGAGUUGAGUAAAUUGCUGACUCAGCUGGAGGAGCAGGGCCGCAGGCUGCAGGAGAAGCAGGAGCACUGCUCUCAGCUGGAGACCAGUCUGAAGGACGGCAGAGACAAUCUGCUGACUGCGGAGCAGAGGAUAGAGACUCUGGAGACCCAAACCAAGAAAGCCGAGGUAGAGUUAACUGAACUCCGCUCUGGAAGGGAACAGGCUCAGAAAGAGCAGCAGAUGCUGAAGCAGCAGAUCAGUGAGCUGGAGAUGAAGACGAAGGAGCUGAACCGUCUUUUAGACUCUGAGAAACAAGGAGCUGCCACACAGCAAGAGGAGCUGAAGAAGAAAACAUCAGCCCUCUCCGAAACAAGACAACAGCUGGAGAAGGCGGAGCAGGAGCGUGGAACCCUGCAGGCGAGCCUGGAUAAACUGUCUCAGGAGGGUCAGAAGCGGCAAGCAGAGCUGGACAAGAAAGUCCAGGGUCUGAGCACAGAUCUUAAGAAAGCUCAGGAGGAGAAGGAAGCUCUGACUAAAGAAAUGGCCACGGUGAAAGAGGCUCUGAGCAAAGCUUCGAAAGCUCUCAAAGAGAGCCAGACUAAAUUAGAGGCAGAGAAGAAGAGCAGCAAGGCCACUAUGGACGAGAAGGAGAAGCUUUAUCAGAAAGCACAGCAAGAGCUUCAGAAAAACACAGAGACUGCUUCUAAAGAGCUCAGCCAUGUCAAAGGUCAACUUGAGAAAUCAAUAGAGGCAGAAAAGGGCCUUCAGUCUCAGCUGACCGCACUGAACACUCAACUGAAGCAGUCUCAAGAUACACUGAAAGAGAAGGAAAACAGUGUACAGCAGCUACAGGCAGAGCUGAAGACCUCACAGGGGUCCUUCAGCCAGGAAGUGAAAAAAAUGAAGGCACAAGUUUCCGAGCUGCAGACUUCCCUCACUACAAAGACUGAAGAGGAGGCAAAGCUGAAGGAGCAGGUGACCGCAUUGUCUAAAGAUCUGAACUCCGAGAAGAAUCGCUGUGCAGAGCUGCAGAAGACCAGCGACGGCACCAAAGAGAGGCUCGCCGCCCUUCAGUCCGAUUACUACGGCAAAGAAUCGGAGCUCUCUGCUGUACGCCAGGACCUCAAGGUGUGUGAGGAGAAGCUGGUUCUAGCUCAGGAGGAGAUGGUGGCCAACAGGAACCAGCUCAGUGCUCACGAAACCCAGAUCCAGGAGCUGAAGACGGGCCGCACAACUUUGGAGAAAGACCUCAGCAAGAGAGAGGAGAAGAUCAAACAGCAGACAGAGGCUCUACAGAAGCUCCAGAAACAACAGGAACAAACUGAGGAGCAUCUGAAGAAGGAGAAGGCUCAAUACGAGGAGCUCAAAGAGUGCCAGAGCGCUCUGGAGAAGGACAAAAACAAACUGACUACUGAUCUUAAAGCUCUUGCUGAGAAGAAUGAGAAGGAGCUGAAGGAGCUCCUGGCAGCGAAGCAACUGUUGCUUCAACAGAAGGUGGAGCAGCAGGGGAAGGUGGAGGCAGCUCAAGCAUCUCUGGAGCAGGAACAGAGAGAGCAUCAGAAGACCAGAGACUCCAUCAAACAAAAACAGCAGCAGCUCAAAGCUGAGACGGACAAGCUACAGCUGCAACUGGCUUCAGAAGUGAAGGCUAAAGAAGAGGUGGAGAAGCAGAGGGAUGAGGCGGAGGUGAGGAUGUCUAUGCAGGUGGCAGCACUGAACGAGAACGUGGCGACGCUGAAGCGGGAGUGGCAGAGCAGCCAGAGGCGGGUGGGCGAGCUGGAGAAACAGACGGAUGAACUGAGAGGGGAGAUCGCUGUUUUGGAGGCCACCGUUCAGAACAACCAGGACGAGAGACGCGCACUUCUGGAGAGGUGUGUCCAGGGUGAGGGUGAGAUCGAGAAGCUUCAGGCGAAGCUGGUGGAGAUGCGCAGGAAGCUGGAUGACACUACAGCCGCCAUGCAGGAGCUUGGCCGGGAGAACCAGUCUUUACAGAUAAAACAGUCGCAGUCUCUCACACGAAAGUGGGCGGAAGAUCACGAGGUGCAGAACUGUAUGGCUUGUGGGAAGGGCUUCUCGGUCACUGUCAGAAAGCACCACUGUCGACACUGCGGCAACAUCUUUUGUGCGGAGUGCUCUGCCCGCAAUGCCAUGACGCCCUCCUCCAAAAAGCCUGUCCGAGUGUGUGACAAUUGCUAUGAUGAGCUCCAGGUCUGAUUGCCCUCCCUCCCAAACCCGUCCCCUGCAGCCCUCUGUGCCCUGCUCACCCUGACCUUUCCCCAGAAAACACGAGCAACCAGGAGAGACCAGCUGAGGGCUGAUGCAGAAGCUGCAGGGGCCACUGAGGAACAGCGUGUCAUGGUGGUCACUUAAUGCUGCCAAUCAGAUAGAGGUUACACUAAAUUAAACCGGCCAGAACGGCUGUCCUCAUCUGUCCAGUGCCUUUGCCACUCAUGGGGCCACUUUCAGACCCAGAGGAUUUAAAAGGGAGGGACCGCUUAAGCAGAUGUAUAAUUUGUAAUAUAAAAAUCAGUUCCUUAUGAAAGUUUUUUGCUAAAGUACAGCAGCUUUGACACUCAGGAUUGAGUUUUACAUUGAUGUCGUCAUAUAAAAGUCUCUAAUGUAACAUUAAGAAAAGGCGGGUGGGAAGGAAUCGGAGUAGAACCAAAGCUGUUCGCAGGGUCCUUAUUUGAUAUCAUAUUUGUAAGUAAAUGUACAGACAAAAGAGGCACAUGUGAAUAAUUCAGAUAUAACUGUCACUCUGUGGAGACUGUAUCAUUUGUCGUUCAGUGUGGGCAUGUUCAUAAGAUAUACGUACAUACUUGCUUUGCUGCUCUUAUGUCUGUUGAAAUGAAACAUUUGAUUGGUUUGUUUUGCAUUUAUAACCUCACCAGUAGAACUUGGUGAAUUAUUUUAAAGAUUUACACGCACGAAUAUGUCUUUUUUGUUUCCUUUUAUCAAUUUGUACAUGCUGGAUGUACAUCUCCUGCUUUUAAGCAAUAACUGUGCAUCAGGUGUGAUUGUUUGUGUGCUAGUAUAUUGAAAAUGAAUGAAAGACCGCUGAUUGUGUUUAGAAUAUCGGCUGCUACAGUUCUCUUCAAUUUGAGCGGAUUCUCUCAUUCAUGGCAAAUCCAAGUUCUCACCAUUUACAAACCUUCCAAACCUGUAUGACAAACUUUGUAUUGCGGAACAGAAAAGUGACAUCCAUUGUAUUUUUGUCCAUACAAAAUAUUCAAAAUAAUCUUUUUUUUCUUAGUUAGAAUAUUGAUAGCCAAAUGAAAAAUUUUCCAUACAAUCGAAGUUAAUGGGAAUUGAAACUCUAUUUAGCGAUAUUCUUCAAAAUAUCUUGUUUAGAGUCUUCUUCAUUCAGCAGAACACAGAAGAUAUUUUGAAGAAUAUUGAAAGCCAAACAAAAGAUUGUCUAUACAAUGGAAGUCAGUGGGAACUGAAACUAUUUACUGACAUUCUUUGAAAAAUCUUCUAAUAAGUCUUGCUUUCUUUGUGCGUUUUGCAGAUUACAAAAGAAGGUAUUUUGAAGAAUGUUGAUGACCGAACUAUUUCAGUUUACUUUGACUUCCAUUCAUUUUUUGUUCAAACAAUAAAAGUCAAUGGAGUUUAAAAGGUAUUCUUCUGGAUCCCAUUGACUUCCACUGUAAGGACAAAAAAAACAGACAUUUUUAAAAAUAUUUUCUUGUCAUACAGGUUUGAAUCGACAUUAAGGUGAAUACAUGACACAAUUUAUAUAUUUUUGGUGAACUAUUCCGUCAUUGUAAGCGCUAAGUGUAGAGCUAAAUGCGAGCGAGUGCAACUAACUUCUGUAAAGUAUGCUUCACUGUAUGCGAUUUAUCCAGUAGCUACGUUUUGGUGUUUUCGCUCUGCUUAAUCGGUUAUAACGCAGCGUUAAUGGCACUGUUUGCGGUUGCAGUGUGAUUCUGGGAAAUUGAUUACUUCCUGUUUGUGUGGAUAGAUGGAUUCAGGUUCAUAACGAUCUGUAGGUAUCCCAGGAAGAAUCAUUAAUGUCUCAGGAUGUUUUGCGCUCAUCACCAUGAUUUUAGAAAACCGAAUAUUAGCCCUUUAACGUGAUUGUGGAUGAAAUGUAUGCUGCUGUCAAGAAGCCCCUCAGUGCCAUAUAACUGGUCAAAACCCUCCAUCUGACAUCACUUCCUGUUUUCUCUAACCAUUAACAAUGCUGUAAUUAUUAGCAAUGUGUCUGUGCACAUUCAGAAGAAAAGCAGGUUGUGCCUCUUGAAAAUAAAGCUAAUUUGUGAGCGCAUAUGCCGAGUGCAUCACUUGUAGGUUUUUGCAUCAGAACUACUCACUACCAGUACCUGAUAUAUGGCUGUCAUGUAUUAUUACUAUUGAUUGGCUCAUAUUUCCAGCAGGGUGUUCCCAUUCAUGUUGUGGUGAUGUGUUUGUGUGCCUUACAGUAUGUCAAGGUUUGUUUCUAUCACUCAGUGCAGACAUGUCUUAACAGGCAAAACCUGUCAAAUACAUGUUCAUUCAUUUAGAAGGAUCCUACGUAUUUGUAAUGUGAAAGCAGUAUCUGAAAUAGAUGGAAGAAAUCAACCAGAAUAUACUAAAUACACAAAAUAAUAAAUCUAAAAAGAAAAAAAAGUUUAAAAUAUCACCUACUGACAGUGAUUUUUAAGGUUAAUUGUUUUGUUUGCUGAAGGUCCCGACUCAAAUGAAGAACAGCUGAACUUCUUCAUUACCUGAGAUGUUUUGCUGUUGUGGGAGAAAAAAUGUUCAGAAGUAUUAUGUGUUCAAAUUUUCCAUCAUGUUUAAGAGUAAAUAAACUAGCUGUUUCUAUUUUC
Molecule: messenger RNA, 6977 nt
Organism: Carassius gibelio (silver crucian carp)
Lineage: Eukaryota; Metazoa; Chordata; Actinopteri; Cypriniformes; Cyprinidae
Product: early endosome antigen 1
Exons: 29
Coding region: 187-4380 (1397 amino acids)
Biological process (GO): endocytosis
Cellular component (GO): early endosome
Molecular function (GO): metal ion binding; 1-phosphatidylinositol binding
Source: RefSeq, a predicted model, not a curated record